GUUCCAUCAAGCCCAAUAUUAAUGUCAACUACCCUCGCUGCUGUUCCGAUCUCGCUCGUCCUUCGACAUACAACUAGUGGAUGUACAAUUCGCCGACACUUGAAACCGUCAGAAGGUCAUUUCAUUGUGACUCAUUCGCUGUGUUUCCGAGUCGGCGACCCGCCGCGUCAUAGAAAGUCAUCCAUCAUAAAUUGGCCCGUCAUCUUCCAGACGCAACCACAUCUACCACAUCGGCCUAUGCAAAAUGUCACGCUCAGCAAAACGUGCACCUCCUAGCACGAUCGUUAUCAAGCUCGGAACAUCCUCUAUCGUCCACGAAGAAACGCAUCAACCCCUUCUAUCCAUACUUUCUGCGGUUGUUGAGACCGUUGUCAAUCUUCGCAGCCAUGGACACAAAGUGGUGCUCGUCAGCUCUGGGGCUAUUGGAGUUGGAUUGAGGACGAUGGAUAUCCCACAGAGACCAAAAAGUCUGUCUAAGAAGCAGGCCUUGGCAGCGAUAGGACAAGGACGUCUCAUUGCACUAUGGGAUAACCUCUUCGGGCAGUUUGAUCAGCGAACCGCUCAGGUUCUUCUAACAAGAGGAGACAUAUCCGAUCGCACACGAUAUUUGAACGCUGUCAACACAUUAAAUGAACUUUUGUCCAUGGGCGUGGUGCCCAUCGUCAACGAAAACGACACAAUAUCCGUCAGCGAAAUUAAAUUUGGCGAUAAUGACACGUUGUCUGCCAUCACGAGUUCCAUGAUUCAUGCCGAUUACCUUUUCCUCCUUACGGACGUUGAUGGUCUGUACACAUCCAACCCACGAAAAGAUCCCUCCUCGAAAAAGAUUGAUGUGGUCAACUCUGUUGCUGCUAUCCGAGCACAAGUAAGCACAUCGACGCUAGGAUCCAGCCUUGGAACUGGCGGAAUGGAAACAAAAUUAAUUGCUGCAGAAAUAGCAACUGGCGCUGGCGUAACAACCGUUAUCGCAUCCAGCAAACAACCCUCAGUGAUCGUCGAUACCAUCGACUAUUAUACAGCGCUGAGAAGCACGUCAGUGCCCACUUCAGGAGCCGCUAGCCCGGUCCCUCCACAAAAGCUUAAUCAGGUCGAUUUGGAUGAAGUCAGUGCAUCCCUUAGUUGGCCAAGACCUCCGCAUACUGUCUUUAAGCCUUCCGUAAUUCCCAUGCGGGACCUGAAGGCAUGGACGAGCCAUACCCUUUAUCCAGCAGGUAGCGUGAUUAUUGACUCUGGGGCACAUAUUGUAUUGUCUCGUCGAGAGUCUGGCGGCCGCCUGCUGCCUGCUGGGGUGCUUGGAGUUCGAGGUUCAUUUGCUUCCGGCCAAGCAGUCCGCAUACUAGUCCGGCGCUGUGCUGAAGAAGUUCCCGUUGAGGUCAAGGAAGUUGCGCAAAUGUCAUAUUCCAACGUGGCAGCAACGACCCUGUGCACGCCAGUCCUAGAACCUGGAGCAUCGGUGACGGCCUCAGUUAUAUCCCUUGUUCCACUUUCGCGCUCCGGGUCGUCCUCAUCCCUGGCAGAUGAUAUGGCAUCUGAUUCCCAGACGAUUACGGACGAUGAAAUCCCUUUGAUCGAGAAGACGAACGAAUGCGAAGUCUGGGAUUGCGUAGAAGUGGGACGAGGUUUAGCGAACUACAAUUCUGCACAGAUAUCUCGAGUAAGGGGCCUAAAUAGCUCUCGCAUAGUUCAGCUCCUUGGCUAUGCGGACACAGAAUACGUUGUAGAGAACAUCACCAUUAGAAUUUCUGCAUGAUGUGGCAGUGUAGAUUAUUUGUGCUGUGCAAACAAGAUAAUUUUAUCUAUGGUUUUUUUGAUCGAGCAAGGCUGC
This is a messenger RNA of Suillus paluster, 1825 nucleotides long. Its product is annotated as Aspartate/glutamate/uridylate kinase. Gene Ontology annotation, cellular component: cytoplasm; cytosol. The record is from RefSeq and is a predicted model, not a curated record. The transcript is spliced from 7 exons. Gene Ontology annotation, molecular function: ATP binding; glutamate 5-kinase activity; RNA binding. Bases 245 to 1750 code for a protein of 501 amino acids. NCBI's taxonomy places the organism in Eukaryota, Fungi, Basidiomycota, Agaricomycetes, Boletales, Suillaceae.